UAGGUACAGUAUAAUGAAAGCUUCUGUACUGGAUCGAUACAAAACAGCAUGUGCCACAAUGGGAAUAGCUCAAAAUUCAUUCAUUUGCAAGGGAUUGGAGAAGCCGAUUCUUCAUGUAAGGGUUGGCAAAAUUCAGCCAGAAGAAUGGACACCUAUCAUUAAAUGUUUGGAGAACAAUUCAUCUAUCACAGAGGUUAUUAUAGAAGCCACAGUUCCCACCCACUGUGCAUAUGUGAAAAGAUCAACAACUCCCUCGUUUACUUUGACGGUGAAAAACCAAUUCAUGAAAAGUCUUUCAAGCUGUCUAGUGUGCUCUUCUGCAAUUCAUAGGCUAUCCAUCAUUAGUGUACCCUUGAAGAAAACUCAGUUAGAACAUUUAUCACGGGGUUUGUCAAGAAACCAGUCCUUGGAGUUUCUUUGUCUGAAAGGAUCUGUCAUAGGACAGAAAGCGUUCAACGAAAUAUUUGCCACAGUAAGAACGUCGUUGAAUAUAACCCAUCUCGACUUUUCUUACUGCAAAUUGUCAGAUGAAUCGUGUUCCCACAUAGGAGCUUUACUUAGGUCUCAAACCUUGGAAAGACACACACAAACAUGGAAACACACUUUGCGCUACAAUAAUCCAGAUGCAGCAAAUGUGACAGGUUUAAAGCGAAUCACAUUGAAUGGCAAUCCAAUUGGUGAUGAGGGUUGUGAAGUUAUAACAGAUGCUAUGCAAGAUGAUUAUUGGAUCAGGGCUCUUGAUCUUCAACAGUGUGAUAUAACGGAUGAAGGUGCAAAGCUGUUUUUAAUAUUGCUGGAGGAUAAUGCUUGUAUAUCAGUUUUGGAUUUAAGGAUGAAUCCACAAAUCAAAGAUGGUAAGUUGUUAGAAAAGAUCAAUGAUUGUUUGGGUCGAAACAAACAAAAUGAUGCAGAAUGUUUUGCUGUUGGGGAAUUACAGGAAACUAAAAAGGCUCCAAAACCAAAGAAAACUCCCAGGCGAAGCAUCUCAAAUAUCAAUCUUAGAAACUCACUGAAUGAAGCUAGAACUCCCAAAAAGGCAAACGAAUCUAAAGCCCCUAAGAAGGUGACUCAAUAUGAGAAUUAUUACAAUUCUAUGCUUAAAAAUUCAGUUGUUAAGAACAUUGAACAUUUGAAUGACAUAUCUUUACACAAUGACAAAGACAAGUUUUCCCCUAUUCUGAUUCACCAGACCCCUCCAGUAAAGCAGGCUGUUGCAUCUAAACAACAAGAGGAAAAGCAGAUUUUUGCCAUGCUUGAUGAAUUAAAAAAUGACUUGGAAAUAUACAAAAAAGAAUUAUAUCUUGAGAAGGAGAAGACCAAAGUCUUGCAAAGUCAAGUUAAUGCCCUUGAAAGAGAGAACUUGUUCCUUAAAAACCAACAACAGAUUGAUAAAAGUGAACUAGAACCAGAGCUCUUGGAUACUAUUGAAACAUCCUUCAGUCAGUUUCACAAUUUUCUCGAUAUGCUCAAACAAGCUGGCUAUGGGGACCUUUGUCAACUUGUAAACAAAUAGAUCUCUUUUUUUGGGAAUUUUAUUGCUGAUAAUAAGUUUUCUGAUUCAUCAUGUAACUGACUCUGUAUUAGCUUUAAAAGUAAUUAUUGUGCUGUCAGUAGUUUAGUGUUAAAGUACAUUAUAGUAACUCCAGUGAAUUUGUGGGUAACGCAUGAUACUUAGUUAUUUUUACUCUGUUAUUUAUUGUUUAAACAUUUGGGUGACAUUACAUUUACGUUUUAUCCUAAUCCCAGUGACAAACGUUUUGAACGAGAUGACCACUAUACGACACUGUUGCUGGGAUCUUUAAUUUGUGAACUGUUUGUUGUAUUGUAAAUUGUUAUAUUGAUAAUAAAGUUUUAUUGCAUGAUACUAUGAUACACGUCGUACUCAUAUCCUUUUAUUUUCUUAUGAUUAAAAU
Bolinopsis microptera is the source of this 1913-nucleotide messenger RNA. Its product is annotated as centrosomal protein of 78 kDa-like. Gene Ontology annotation, cellular component: centrosome. Lineage: Eukaryota; Metazoa; Ctenophora; Tentaculata; Lobata; Bolinopsidae. Bases 14 to 1513 code for a protein of 499 amino acids. The transcript has a single exon. Gene Ontology annotation, molecular function: protein binding. The record is from RefSeq and is a predicted model, not a curated record.